GGUUACCAAGGAGAGAGGAAGAUGGCGGCAGGCAGGCUGGGCAGCAGGUAAUGCCGAAACACAUUUAGCAGGCAGAUAAUACGAGAGAUACAAGCGCCUGUACUGCAAAGUCUCGCCACCGUCCUUUAAGACUGUACUUAGAAGGAAAAGGGACACUAAUGGCGCUGCUCUACGGCUUGUUAUGGCGGCUCUUGCUAGUUGUCGUCCACGUCAACAGAGCGCUCAUCUCCUGGCUCCGUGUCCGACUUAAGAGCUGGAAGGGCCGGUUGUGGGAGCGCGCGAUGGCCGCCCUGCUACUGCCUUUAGCCGUGGCUGGGCUGUCGGAUCAUCAGAAGAAUUUAAAUCAUAACCCUGAUGCUAACGCUAACCCGGUAAAUGGAAACCGGAAUGCCAGCCGCCGGUCACGGUGGCUGUCUGACGGCAGGUCUCUGGAGAAACUGCCGGUCCACAUCGGCCUGUUGGUAGCGGAAGAAGAGCCCAGCUAUACGGACAUAGCCAACCUGGUGGUCUGGUGUAUGGCUGUCGGUAUAUCUUAUGUCAGCGUAUAUGAUCAUCACGGUAUCUUUCGGAAGAACAACUCCCGUCUGCUGGAGGAGAUAGUAAGGCAGCAGCAGGACCUGCUGGGUGUGGACGGAUCAAAAUACAGUGUGGAGUUCUUGAGCACUGGUAGUGAUCAUCAGCACCAUGUGGUUUCCUGCAGGCCCACAGUGAAAGUGUUGUCUCCAGAGGACGGGAAGCAAAGCAUUGUCCAGGCAGCGCAGCAGCUCUGUCGCUCUGUGGAGAACAAAGAGAGGAGCUCCAGAGACAUCAGCGUCUCCAUGCUAGAUGUCCUGCUCAGAGAGUCAAAGAACAUUCCAGACCCUGAGCUGGUGGUGAAGUUUGGUCCUGUGGACAGCACAUUAGGCUUCCUGCCCUGGCACAUCAGACUCACUGAAUUCAUCUCCCUACCCUCCCACAGAAACAUCUCCUACGAGGACGUGUUAGGUGCCCUGCAGCAGUACGGCGCCUGUCAGCAGCGGCUUGGCCAGUGAUGUGCAGACCACCCUCAGGUUCUUCAGACACAAAAAGGAGAGUUCGGACAGGUGGUGAGCCCUCACUACUCCUCUCCCCAACUCUGCCCAUCUCCUGCAUCUGUAUCAGCCUAAGACUCAAGCUUGAAGACAUGGAAACAAGUAGACAUAGCCAGCCAGCUCACUUCCUGCUACCAGCUCUCGUCCUAUAAUAAACUCACAUUCCAGGACAUCUGGAAAAGGCUCUCCAAGCCAUUAGAGACACAAGAAGACUGUCUGCACAGACUCUGCGUUCCACAAACCCUGUUCUGUCCUCUCAGACCCUCUGGCUCACUGUUUAUCAUUCAGGCUCCAGCUGCUGUUUACUGCUGGAGACUUAGAAAAUGACUAGCCUUCACGCAGCGCAUAACAAAGAAGAAACGCGGCUUUGUCCCCAUCUUCUACAGGCAUCCUGGGAAAGACAGCUGCAUUUUAGAGAGCAGCUGAACUACCAACAACACGAGUUUGGGCUUUGGGACAGAGUGCUUAAUAAUGUGUAAAUAUGAGAAAUUCAUGUGGCUCUGUGUUUAUCCCUGUGGCCCCCAGCUUGCAGUCAUGUGUUCAUGGUUUGUUUGUGACUCCUGUUAGACUGACCAAGCUCUGAAAUAAAGACCUGCACUGUC
Micropterus salmoides (largemouth bass) is the source of this 1672-nucleotide messenger RNA. RefSeq names its product NUS1 dehydrodolichyl diphosphate synthase subunit (gene nus1). The coding region runs from base 159 to 1031 and encodes 290 amino acids. Gene Ontology annotation, molecular function: ditrans,polycis-polyprenyl diphosphate synthase [(2E,6E)-farnesyl diphosphate specific] activity. Gene Ontology annotation, cellular component: endoplasmic reticulum membrane; dehydrodolichyl diphosphate synthase complex. The transcript has 5 exons. The record is from RefSeq and is a predicted model, not a curated record. NCBI's taxonomy places the organism in Eukaryota, Metazoa, Chordata, Actinopteri, Centrarchiformes, Centrarchidae.